This is a messenger RNA of Agrilus planipennis (emerald ash borer), 1282 nucleotides long. RefSeq names its product leucine-rich repeat-containing protein 59. Gene Ontology annotation, molecular function: protein binding. The record is from RefSeq and is a predicted model, not a curated record. The transcript is spliced from 4 exons. NCBI's taxonomy places the organism in Eukaryota, Metazoa, Arthropoda, Insecta, Coleoptera, Buprestidae. Bases 263 to 1282 code for a protein of 339 amino acids.
UAUAUGAUACCAAAAGGCAAUCAUUUGUAUAUAAGCCCAAAUUGGGAUAAACGUUUUAUUCUAUUAAGUUUGGCUAUCAUGAAUUUUGACUUUGACAAUCUGACGUUAAUCAGUUGACGUGUGCGAUUCAAACAGUUUGGCUCACCAAUCUUAUUUCUGAUUCGGUAUCUUGAAGUAAAAUUUGUUUAUUAGUAACUAAAAUAAUCUUAAUUUAUUUGGUUCUAUAAAUCGUUAAUACAUAUUUAGUUUAACACAAAAGGAGAUGGCUCCAGCUAAGAAAAUUAAUCUGAAAGACAAGGUGGAGGAUGGAGAAAUUGAUUUAAGUAUGUUAAGUCUAGAAGAUGUGCCUGUAAGAGAAAUAGCUUCUGUGAAGAAAGUUUACAGUUUGGAUUUAUCCAACAACCACCUAGAAAGAUUGCCAAAUAACUUUGCUACGUUAACCAAUUUAACAAAGAUUGAUUUAAGCAAAAAUAACUUAAAAGAACUACCAGAAAAUUUUGGGAACUUGGAGAAAUUGGUUCAUUUAGAUUUAUACAAGAAUCAGUUGCAGCAUUUACCUUUGAGUUUUCAUGGACUUAAGAACUUAAAAUGGUUAGAUUUAAAAGAUAAUCCACUUGUUCCAGCAAUAGCUAAGAUUGCUGGUCCAUGUCUAGACAAUAAACAAUGCCAGUUAUGUGCCAAAAGUAUUAUUCAGUUCUACUCUGAAAUGAAUGAAAAGGUGGAACAAAUGAAAAUAGAUCAGAAAGCGCAGAUACUUAAAAAUCUAGCAUAUAAAGCAAAACAGGAAAAGAAGAAGAAAGAUAAGAAACAAAGACAGAAGGAUAAGAAUGACAAUUUGGCAAAGGAGAACAUUAAGAAAGAAGAGAUAGAAACAAUCUCAGAACAAAUUAUAGAAAAAGAACAGGAGACUCGUUUAAUUGUAAAACAGAGGAGCUCAUCUGGUUCUGGGGUGUUGAGAACAAUAUUUCUUCUUAUAUUUUUCUUAUCUUUGGGAUUAUUUCUACUUACAGCUUUUAAGGUGAAAUAUUUACAAAGUACUGAGCAGCAUAUUGUUUCUAUGUGGAUGAUGUUAAGGGAAUAUUUUCCUAAUUAUUGGGAAAAUUAUGUGAUAAUUUUUGAAAAAAAAUUUGUGCAUUGCCAUUUGCUCAUUGGUAAUUAUCUAAUUCGGAUUUACGAAAAUUUAUCAAAUAGUCCUUAUAUGUUAUUAAUUCAAGAUUAUAUUUUUUAUACUGCGCGAAGUAUAAGUAAACAAUUAAAUGAAGUUUUUCACAAUAUACUGUAA